Molecule: messenger RNA, 3095 nt
Organism: Diceros bicornis minor
Lineage: Eukaryota; Metazoa; Chordata; Mammalia; Perissodactyla; Rhinocerotidae
Gene: SURF4
Product: surfeit 4
Exons: 6
Coding region: 82-891 (269 amino acids)
Biological process (GO): Golgi organization
Cellular component (GO): endoplasmic reticulum; membrane; endoplasmic reticulum-Golgi intermediate compartment
Source: RefSeq, a predicted model, not a curated record
AGGCCGCAGCGGGCGCGGGCGCCGACGGGCCGAGCGCCGAGCGAGCGAGCGAGCGAGCGAGCCGAGCCUCCCGCCGCCGCCAUGGGCCAGAACGACCUGAUGGGCACGGCCGAGGACUUCGCCGACCAGUUCCUCCGAGUCACGAAGCAGUACCUCCCUCACGUGGCGCGCCUCUGCCUGAUCAGCACCUUCCUGGAGGAUGGCAUCCGCAUGUGGUUCCAGUGGGGCGAGCAGCGGGACUACAUCGACAGCACCUGGAACUGCGGCUACCUGCUGGCCUCCUCCUUCGUGAUCCUCAACUUGCUCGGGCAGCUGACUGGCUGCAUCCUGGUGUUGAGCAGGAACUUCGUGCAGUACGCCUGCUUUGGGCUCUUCGGAAUCAUAGCACUGCAGACGAUUGCCUACAGCAUUUUAUGGGACUUGAAGUUUCUGAUGAGGAACCUGGCUCUGGGAGGAGGCUUGUUGCUGCUCUUGGCGGAGUCCCGGUCUGAGGGGAAGAGCAUGUUCGCCGGCGUCCCCACCGUGCGCGAGAGCUCCCCCAAACAGUACAUGCAGCUCGGAGGCAGGGUCCUGCUGGUCUUGAUGUUCAUGACCCUCCUGCACUUUGACGCCAGCUUCUUCUCGAUUCUCCAGAACAUCGUGGGCACGGCUCUGAUGAUUUUAGUGGCCAUUGGUUUUAAGACCAAGCUGGCCGCUUUGACUCUUGUCGUCUGGCUGUUUGCCAUCAACGUGUAUUUCAACGCCUUCUGGACCAUUCCUGUCUAUAAGCCCAUGCACGACUUCCUGAAGUACGACUUCUUCCAGACCAUGUCAGUGAUCGGAGGCUUGCUCCUGGUGGUGGCUCUGGGCCCCGGGGGCGUCUCCAUGGACGAGAAGAAGAAAGAGUGGUAACAGACCCCUUCCCUGCCUGGCUAAGACCCGUAGCCAUCGAGGAAUCAUUCGUGGUGGAUUCGACAGAACUGCCAGCAUUCAUGUAUCCUCUUCCCUUCCCUCCCUUGGUAAAGGCACAGAUGUUUUGAGAACUUUAUUUGCAGACACCUAAAAAUUGAUGGCUAAAUCUGCUCUGGACCCACAACCUGAUAUCUGACCAUUCAGAGCUGGCCGGCUGGACGGUUAGCACCUCCCUCCCCAAGGCAAGGCCUCAGCUUCCCAGAGUGAGCAGUGUGGUUGGCUGUGGUCUCUCAGUCCUAUUUUCAUUUCUCUUUUUUGGCAGGGUGGGGGGCCUUCAAGCUGUACUGUGAGCAGAUACAGUUGUGUGUCAUUCAAAGCAGUCUCCCCUUAUUUUUUUAAAGUUUAUGUGUUUAGCUAAAACUACUAAAAGAUUUGGGAUGGCCCAGCCAAACAUCAAACACACUGUCAAACUCCCUGGUUUAAAAUCGCACCAGUGGCUUCUACAUUGUUUCUGCCCUGUGUUAUAAUAUAGGGACAAUGAAAACAUUUAGAGAAACCCAAAACCCAGGGAAUGAUGCAGUAUUAGAUGGCGACUGAGGCUGCUGUUGAUGGUAAAAGUCAUUAAUCAGAAAGUUGUCUUGGAUUGGUGCAUAAUUGUUUUAUGGGGUGAUACCCUAGGAGCUUUAGUGGCUCACGGUCUGGACGGUGGGCUAGAAGUCCUCGGGACGCCACCUAGAGCCCACAGGGACCGGCAUGCUGACCAGGGUCUGGCAGCAUGUCUGCAUGUUGGCCUCGGCUGCUCCCAUUUGAUCAGUUUAGGAGGAACAACCGCCACCGUGGGGCAGAGCAGUGACAGCGGGCUCUCAGACCAGUUACCUCACACUCGACCUUUUCGUAGAGCCAUGGCUGACACCGUGGGCAGAGCGCCGACCUGGCUGAGUGCCCAGCCUGGCUUUUCUUUGGCUGGAGGGAUUCCUCCCAGGCUGUGCAGCCAUGACUUACCAUCUUCAUGAGGCUGCUGCUUGCUCCGAUUGUCUAUUUGCUAUGCUGGAUGCAGCCCAAAUUACUUUUUACAAUUUGUGAUGCCUUACUGAUUGGAUCUUAAUGCUGUAUUUAAAGUUUUCUAACAUUGCCUUAUAUUGCGUUUCUCUUCUUGGGGGGGGUGAGUGCUGUUGCUGUUCUCCACUCAUCUGCGUUGUAGCGGAUGCCACGGGGAGAGAGUCAGAACAUCUCUGCCUCCCACUGGUCCUGCCCCCAGAUCCUUCUGCGGGGCAGACUGGGUGAGGCUGACCAAACUCAGAACGGGGACUUCCUUGGAGCUUGUCUUUUCUUCUCUGGUUUCAUCAACUAGGUGUGCAAGCCUGAGGGCCAUCUCCAGGCUUCUGGGGGCCAGGCCUGAGCCAGCUCCACGUUUACUUUUCAGACUAGAGCUAUGGUGGGGUGGGGAGCCUCCAUGUGCCCCUGGUUGGCUUCCCAGCGCAGGGCUGAGGCUGGCUUUGCCCACCAGUGCUCUUAGGACCUUCCCUGGCUCUGCAGCCUGGACCCACCUAACCUGAGGGGAGCAAUGGCACACCUUUCAACACCCCACCUUGUGUCCCAGCCACAGCACAGGCUCAUCCCAAGAUGUUCCUAAACCCUCCCCUGAAGGCCUGCCUCCGUGCUUCCCUGGUAUUUAUGAGAUGAAGCAAUGGCUUAAGGACAGAGAGCUUUUCUGCUUCACUCGAUGCUCACUACACGAAAGUGGUUUGUUUCCACCUCAGCAGGGCCGUCUCUGGGUCCACACCCCCUUCCCCGUUAACACAGCAUGACAGUCCUGUCGCAGUCUCUCUGUGGCACUGUUUCUGGCAGGGUACAGGUGCUCCUUGGCCCUCACUCAGAAGACCUUUGUUGGUUUGUGGAAGCUGGGAUCGACCCCAGGAGGCCUAGGGGCAUGGUCCUCACUAGUCACCCUGGAUAUUGGAGGUUGUCCCUGCCCCCCUGGCCUUGAGUGGGCUACUGCCUGUGACGGGGGUAGAUGCCUCUGUGGGGAGGAGAGAAGAAUAUGCUUUACCAAUUGGUUUGGCAAAACAAUUUCUGAAAUUUUUUUUGCUUUAUGUGGGAAAUAGGUAUAAAUCUCAUUUUAUGCUGUAUUUUAUAACUUAGUUGUGUUUGAAAACAUUUUGAUUUUUGGAAACACAUCAAAAUAAAUAAUGGCAUUUGUUGUA